Messenger RNA from Cyclocybe aegerita, 1263 nucleotides. The record is from the annotation of a GenBank genome assembly. Lineage: Eukaryota; Fungi; Basidiomycota; Agaricomycetes; Agaricales; Hemipholiotaceae.
AUGUUCAUAGACAUCGAGGCAGGCAUUACCGAUGACAAGGAGGAAUACGUACGAGGUGAGACGGAAGAUGAGGAUGAACAUGAACGAGAAGAAGAUAUCUAUGACAACGUGCAGUCUUAUAUCGCAGUUACGCAACACUCGCGCCUCAUGCAAUCCAUAGGCGAUGCUGGAGAAGACGCCUGGGAAGAACUGCUAGGGAGAGCCAGGGAACGCGGGCGAAGUUCGUCAGUGACAGAGAGACUCCGAAGCAACGAAGAGGUCAGGCUUGAGGGGAACGACAGAAUAUUUGAGAUUGGCUGUCUAGUCGGCCAUGAAGAAAGCACUGUGUUCAAGGUUUUGUCCCUAGCAACGCACCCUACCCUCCCUCAGAUUCUUGCUCGUUCAAUAACUGCACAAAGCACUAUUCCUGGCCGCAUCUACGCCGAGGUCGACAGCAUGGAUCAAGCCCAUGUGCUUGCCCUCCAAAUUUCAGAACUUGACCCCAGUAAUAUCCGCCCUGUCUCAAUGGACGAACAAACCAAAAUGCUGACUUGGGCUAGCCCCUACAGGCCUGAGGAUCAGAAAUGGGUUCAGGUCCAUGAUAAACGUGCUAAAUGGAAGAAAUACAAGGGGGAUACAGGCCUGCUUGUCAAGAGGAAGGAAGGAUUUUUGGUUGGAUUGAUUCCUCGGAUUGGAAAAGAAUCCUGCCCACCACAGGCACUUGCACCGCAUGACGACAUGGUCAAAACUUUUGGUGUUUGCAAAGUCAAAGCUUUGGAGGUGCAGAAGCGGUAUAUUUUCAAAAAGUGCACCUACACGCAAGAGGGCAUCUUACUGGUACCAAUCGACGAAAUUGACCUCAUAAUCACCUCUGAAAUCCUCCCUUGUUACCAUGAAUUUCUGUUAUUUUGUGAUACUUUGUUGCUUGAAGAAGCGACGCGUUUAAAAACCCUCAGUCAGGUUUUGCAGAAACGUCUCCAGCUCCAAGAUCAAGUCAAAGUCAUCAGAGGUGAAUUCGCGGGUGUGUUGGGAGAGGUAGUGGAGGUUGGCAACGAAGAGGUCUUGCUGCGCCUUCCUUCUCAGAACAUUGUGGCGCCCUUCAGUAUCCUAGAGGUCUGCCCUCAUUUCAAGGUUGGAGAUCAUGUCGCUGUCACCCAUGGUGAACACAAGGGGUUCAAAGGUUGGGUGAUGUUUGUGUAUGCCGAUACACUUGUUGUGCAUAUCGCCCCAGAAAAGGAGGCAAGUUCCACUUCGUCUGCCAUUUCUAUUUCUAACGAAUUCUAG